ACCACUUCCAUCUCUCUCGGUGACUGCCUCCUCUUCCGGGGGCGGGGCUUCAUGCCUCCCUCUCCCCCAAUGAGGAGGGUACCACUUCCAUCUCUCUCUUGGUGACUGCCUCCUCUUCCGGGGGCGGGGCUUCAUGCCUCCUCUCCCCCAAUGAGGAGGGUACCACUUCCAUCUCUCUCUUGGUGACUGCCUCCUCUUCCGGGGGCGGGGCUUCAUGCCUCCCUCUCCCCCAAUGAGGAGGGUACCACUUCCAUCUCUCUCUUGGUGACUGCCUCCUCUUCCGGGGGCGGGGCUUCAUGCCUCCCUCUCCCCCAAUGAGGAGGGUACCACUUCCAUCUCUCUCUUGGUGACUGCCUCCUCUUCCGGGGGCGGGGCUUCAUGCCUCCCUCUCCCCCAAUGAGGAGGGUACCACUUCCAUCUCUCUCUUGGUGACUGCCUCCUCUUCCGGGGGCGGGGCUUCAUGCCUCCUUUCCCCCUAUGUGGAGGGUACCACUUCCAUCUCUCCCUUGGUGCCAUCCCAUUUUUUUCACACAUCUGCAAGCUGCCAGAGGCAGCCUCUUUGCUAAUUAGUUCAGGGCAGCAAAUUUCAACAUAGCCUCAGUUCAGAUUGUUCCCAAAGUGAAGGGCAUGUGAAUUCUUGCCUGUACAGCUACAGGUCCAAGAGUGGAUGGAGGAGCACAGGCCUCCUUCCAGAAACCAGGCAGGAAACUCAACCCUGGAUCCUGUGUUGCCUCUCCCCUAGGGUGAUUUGCCGUUAUCCUUGUUUGUUUGUUCGUUUAUUUACUUAUUAACUUAUCUUGUAGCACUCACAUUACAACACGAAGACACGUGGGGUGCAGGGGGUCUCAGCAGCUCCGAGGCUGGAGUCUGAACCCCCUUUUCCUCCGUGAAGCAAUGCUCCAACUCCUUGCUUUCCCAGGAAUAUAAGAACACAAGGAGGCUGUUCGGACACGCGGCUCUUGUCCACCAUGAAUGAGUGUCACUAUGACAAGCGGAUGGACUUUUUCUACAACAGGAGCAACACAGACACGGCGGACGAGUGGACGGGGACGAAGCUCGUGAUCGUCCUGUGCGUUGGGACAUUCUUCUGCCUCUUUAUAUUUUUUUCUAACUCCCUGGUCAUCGCAGCAGUGAUCACGAAUAGGAAGUUCCACUUUCCCUUCUACUACCUGCUGGCUAACUUGGCGGCUGCGGAUUUCUUUGCCGGAAUCGCUUAUGUGUUCCUGAUGUUUAACACCGGCCCGGUGUCGAAAACCUUGACUGUCAACCGCUGGCUUCUCCGCCAGGGGCUCCUAGACACAAGCCUGACGGCCUCCCUGGCCAAUCUGCUGGUAAUUGCUGUGGAAAGACACAUGUCAAUCAUGAGGAUGAGAAUCCACAGCAACUUGACCAAAAAACGGGUGACGCUGCUCAUCCUGCUGGUGUGGGCCAUAGCCAUUUUCAUGGGGGCGGUCCCCACGCUGGGCUGGAAUUGCCUCUGCAACAUCUCAGCCUGCUCCUCUCUGGCCCCGAUUUACAGCAGGAGUUACCUCAUCUUCUGGACGGUGUCAAACCUCCUGGCCUUCUUCAUCAUGGUGGUGGUGUACGUGCGCAUCUACAUGUAUGUCAAGAGGAAAACCAACGUCCUCUCUCCGCACACGAGUGGCUCCAUCAGCCGCCGGAGGGCCCCCAUGAAGCUAAUGAAGACGGUGAUGACUGUCUUAGGAGCCUUCGUGGUGUGCUGGACCCCGGGUCUCGUGGUGCUGCUGCUGGACGGCCUGAACUGCAAGCAGUGUAAUGUGCAGCACGUGAAGCGCUGGUUCCUGCUGCUGGCGCUGCUCAACUCCGUCAUGAACCCCAUCAUCUACUCGUACAAGGACGAGGACAUGUACAACACCAUGCGGAAGAUGAUCUGCUGUGCCCCGCACGACAGCAACGCCGAGAGGCACCCCUCCCGCAUCCCCUCUACCAUCCACAGCAGGAGCGACACGGGCAGCCAGUACCUGGAGGACAGCAUCAGCCAGGGCCAGGUGUGCAAUAAAAGCAGCUCCUAAGCCAGGGACGCCUCCGCCCUCUCCCCCUGGGGAAAGAGCCCUUAAGAGUCCUUGCCUGUCUCACAAAGCACAUGGACAGGGUUGUUUGAGGGCUCCAUGAAUCACUGCUGGGCCUUGUAAGUUUUCAUUGUCAAGGAAGAUAAGAUACUGCAUUUAGUAAGAGUGCACAGAAAAGGGAGAGAUGAACAGUGGGCUCCUGCUCGUCGUCUGCGAACCGCUCCGAACAUCCUCCAGCUCUCGCGCAAAGCAUGCUGGGCUCUGCCACCAUCUUGCCGCCAUGGUCUGUGUGUUUUCAAAGAUGGUGUUGAAGGUCCUAGGUCAAAAGAAGUAGUAAAUAAUGGUACCUGAGCCUCCAUGUGUAGCUGCUAGACUCUAGUUGUUUCCGCGUGGGUUUAAAAUGUUCAGAAAAUAUUUUAGCAGUGGACUUGGAUUUCCCCAGAGGAGCCAUGAUCCAGAACUAGAUGUAUUGCAGAAAUCUGGGAACAAACUGUAUAGAGGGGUAAACUUGGUGUAUAACCACGUGACUUUCUGAGGAAAGAGAACACUGCAAGGGUGGAGGUGUAGAAGCUCUUCUGGAGUGGAAAGAGCUUUUUGUCCUUUGUACACGUGGGUGUACAUGCUACACACACGGGUGUACAUCCACCUCUACUUAUACAAUUCAACUUCAUUUAACGAAGCCCAUCCGUGAUGGCGAGUUUAGACCACUGCCUCCUAGAGUUUUCAGUCCAGGCUAGUGGCUUUAGAGAUUGUCUUUGUGUUCUAAACAAGAAGAGAAAACACUAUUCACUUCUAAAGGGGCAACUGUACAGCAGAGUAAGUGAUGAUAUUGACCAGCAGGCUGAACCUCUUCCAAAUAGCGUCAAAUACGAGCAUGAUUAGAUCCUAGAUCCUCCGUCUUGGUGGUCUGGAUACCACUGAUGGGUUUGCUGGAUUCCAUGUGCAAAGAAACUGCACAUCUAGUAUUUUAACCAAAGCUGCCAGCAUACUCUAUCUUACUUGUGGACUGAAUUUUUGAUCUUGCAUUUUUUUUUCUCCUUCAAAGACCUAUGAAAGGCAGAUCAGUUAAAAACAAAAAUAGUGUUUCAUACACAUAGGCUACUGACCAGUGUUUUCUAUGUGAGACAUUUAGAGACUAUUCUGACUUAAAGAAUAACUUCAAGGCAGGUACUAUGGUAUUUAUGUAGUUUGCAAACGUUUACAUGUUCUCUCUCUCUCUCUCUCUCUCUCUCUCUCUCUCUCUCUCUGCUGUUGUGAUGUAACAUUUAUGUGCACAAACUACUUGUAAUAAAAGAUUUUAAGAAGUUGUGCUUUGAGAUAUGAUGGCCUAAAAUAUAGAGCCUUAUGAUUUGAAGUCUUAGAUUUUACAUGCUUGAUGUGGUAGGUAGGUGUGCCCAAAGCUUAUGUGAAAGCUACCUAUAAAAUAAAAGUUUUAAAGGAUCUGUUAUCCUUUAA
This is a messenger RNA of Rattus norvegicus (Norway rat), 3485 nucleotides long. NCBI's taxonomy places the organism in Eukaryota, Metazoa, Chordata, Mammalia, Rodentia, Muridae. The record is from RefSeq and is a predicted model, not a curated record.